AUGGGUUCCGAGCAAUAUCCUCUUCGCCAAUCUGGCAUCUACAGAAAUCUACCAAACUUUGACACAUCUAUCAAGGACUUGACAGCAAUCAUCGUCGGAGCCACUGGGAUUUCCGGCUUCAACACCUUGCGUUGUCUUCUGGACUCGCCACAACGAUGGAAGACCAUCUACGCCCUCUCACGCAAGCCUCCGACUGAGGAGAUGUGGUCGCUCAUGACGCCGGAGCAACAAGCACGAGUCCAGCACGUCCCAAUAGACCUGUCCAAGUCCGCUGACGAAACAUCCACGACUCUCGAACAGGCUGGCGUUCGCAGUGUGGACCAUGUGUUCUUCUAUGGAUACAUUCAUCCAAAGGGCAAGUCUGCCAUGGAUCCUUCCAUGGCUGACGCCCUGAUCGAGACCAAUGUACCCAUCUUUGAAAAGUUCCUCCAGGCACUCGAGAUCAGGAACAUCGCACCAAAGCGCAUCCUUCUCCAGACUGGUGGGAAACACUACGGCGUCCACGUUGGCCGCGCACGAACGCCAUUUAUCGAGUCUGACCCGCGGCCAACUCAUGUGACAAAAAACUUCUACUACCCACAAGAGGACGCUCUUUUGAAAUUUUGCGAACAGCAUCCAACCACCAAGUGGAACGUCAUUCGACCCUUUGGCAUUAUCGGUGCUACAGCGAACUCCGGUAUAAAUUUCUUCCUGCCAUUUGCCAUCUUUGCUGCAGUGCAAGCUGCCAACAAUGAACCGAUCUUUUUUGGUGGAGAUAUCGACGAGUGGCAACAUCAAUACACUCAGUCCAGCGCUAAACUUACUGGAUACCUCUCGGAGUGGGCAGUCCUAGAAGAAACGUGCGCCAACCAAGCUUUCAACUCCCAGGAUGGCAGUGCAAUCAGUUGGGACAGGUUUUGGGAGGAGCUUGCCCGCUGGUACGGCGUCCAGAAAGGAGUCGAGGGCCCGGAGCUGGACGAAGCGAAAUUCAAGAGCAUCGAACUGGCCGGCGGCAAAGAAUCUCCACUCGGAUAUGGGCCGCCACUCGCAAUCAAGCUAUCGCGUACCAUUGUGGACUGGUCGAAGGACCCAAAGAAUCACGCAGCAUGGGAGAAGAUCAUGCAAGCAUCGAAGGGAAAGAUCACGGCGAACCCAUUCGACGAUGCUGGCGGCGACCUGUUUGAGCAGGGCGACUUCCUGUACGCAAACCCACAGCCGUCUAUCGCCAAAACGCGCAGAUUUGGGUUCUGUGGGUUCGUGGAUACCAUGGAGAGUGUGUUUGAGAUGUAUCAGGAGAUGGCUCAAUUGGGUGUGAUACCUCCUCCCCUGGUGGAUGCUGCGAGACCGAUGGUAUAG
Molecule: messenger RNA, 1335 nt
Organism: Zasmidium cellare ATCC 36951
Lineage: Eukaryota; Fungi; Ascomycota; Dothideomycetes; Mycosphaerellales; Mycosphaerellaceae
Exons: 1
Coding region: 1-1335 (444 amino acids)
Source: RefSeq, a predicted model, not a curated record